Molecule: messenger RNA, 633 nt
Organism: Acanthocheilonema viteae
Lineage: Eukaryota; Metazoa; Nematoda; Chromadorea; Rhabditida; Onchocercidae
Source: the annotation of a GenBank genome assembly
AUGUUAGCGGCGUCAGAUAUAAUAUGUAAGAGCUUUAGACAACAAAAACAAAUAUGGACUUUUGAGCUUAUUGUUGGUUUUUUUGAACUACUAUCGUCAAGUGGAAACAAAUGUGCAAUGGCGACCAGAACUCGAUAUCGGCAAUCCACACAGCAUCAUUCAAAUGUUGCUGAAGCAUUUGAUGCUAUAUGUGGUGUAUCCAUACAAUUUGCUCGUAAAUAUCUCUAUAUAAGGACAGAUCGAAAAGCUAUCUUCCAUCUACUGGCAGUUCUUGUGUUAUCGCUUUUUGCUGCUUUCGUACCUCUACCCAAUCAUUAUUACUUUGUAAAGAAGAAUAAUAUAUUGAAUAGUUAUUUUGUUAAAUUGGGUUGGUUUUGGACAUGUGUCGUUGUAUGUCCAUUUAUUUGGUUUGUUUCGACUGCUAUUGGGCAAAGCAUUUCGGGUGCGUCUUCAAUUGUUCCUUUGUUUGUGGUAUUUGAACAAAUGACAGGACACUGUCACGGUUCUAAGCUGAGUUCUCGUACAUCGUGUGCUAUUGAUGGUGGUAAGUGGGUUCCUGGCUUUGAUAUUAGCGGCAUUAGCGUUCCGCGUUAUAACAACAGCCCAUCGCAUUCAAAAGAUGGCAUCAGUUAA